AUGAAUGAAGCUGAGGGGAAGACGAGUGUGGCCCGUUUGCUCAGUGCAGUUGAAUGUGACCUGGUGGCGGGCAGUGAGAAGGGAGAUCCCACCGAAAAGCAAUUGAAAGUGGUCCUGGAAGAUGCAAAUCUUUGGCAAAAGUUCAAAGCAGUCACCAACGAAAUGAUUGUCACCAAGAAUGGAAGGCGGAUGUUUCCAGUUCUGAAAAUAAGUGUAUCUGGAUUAGAUCCAAAUGGCAUGUAUUCAUUCCUGCUCGACUUUGUUGCUGCUGACAGUCAUCGCUGGAAAUACGUGAAUGGUGAAUGGAUCCCAGCUGGUAAACUGGAACCCCUGACACAAAGCUGUGUUUACAUCCACCCAGAAUCCCCUAACUUCGGAGCACACUGGAUGAAAGCACCAAUAUCUUUCAGUAAAGUCAAGUUGACGAAUAAAGCAAACACCACUGGACAGGUGAUUUUAAAUUCUCUGCAUAAGUACAAGCCCCAAGUUCAUAUAGUGCGUGUUGGAGGCCCUCACAGAAUGAUUUCUAAUCACACUUUCCCUGAAACUCAGUUCAUUGCUGUGACUGCAUACCAGAAUGAAGAGGUUACAGCACUGAAGAUUAAGAAUAAUCCCUUCGCCAAAGCAUUCCUAGAUUCUAAAGAAAGAGUCAGUUAUAAGGAGAGUUCAGAUGACAUUCCUGGAAAUCAUCACUUGAGUUACUCUCACAUAAGCAGCUGGUUGAUACCUAAUGGUGAGACUAUUUGUAUCCCAGCAAAUCCAAGUUAUCAGUACCAUUCUGCCUUACCACUUCCAAGUGGUGCCCACACACUCCACAACAGUGAACGGUACAGCUCGCGUUGCAGCCACCUUGCCACUCCAUAUCCAACGUCAUAUGUACAUAGAAAUUACUCAGCAGUGCCCUUUGCAGAAAACACUAACAACUUUCAGGCUUUACCGGGACAUGACAAUUGGUCAACCUUACCGCCACCUCCACAUGCCAACAUGUUACCACUGACUCAUGCACCUGGAACUGGAUCCAAUUCCAGCCAGUAUACGUGUCAUUGGGCCAUGGGCAAUCGUUCGGUUAGUCCAACUAACCAAAUGACCUCAGCUGCUGUAAAUCCUCAAAGUUCAUUUAUUCGAGGGAACCUGAGCUUGUCAACAACUCCUUCAUCCUUGGUCGCUGUGACGAGUUCAAGUGGAGCCGCAGUGGAGAUGAUCAGUGAAUCCCCACUAACCAGGCUUGUGGUAUCACCUUGGAGCUCAAGUUCAUCUCCAUCAUUCUCAUAA
This is a messenger RNA of Mobula hypostoma (lesser devil ray), 1272 nucleotides long. Its product is annotated as T-box transcription factor TBX19-like. The coding region runs from base 1 to 1272 and encodes 423 amino acids. Gene Ontology annotation, biological process: positive regulation of DNA-templated transcription; heart morphogenesis; regulation of transcription by RNA polymerase II. Lineage: Eukaryota; Metazoa; Chordata; Chondrichthyes; Myliobatiformes; Myliobatidae. The record is from RefSeq and is a predicted model, not a curated record. The transcript is spliced from 8 exons. Gene Ontology annotation, molecular function: RNA polymerase II cis-regulatory region sequence-specific DNA binding; DNA-binding transcription factor activity, RNA polymerase II-specific. Gene Ontology annotation, cellular component: nucleus.